This is a messenger RNA of Oryza sativa Japonica Group (Japanese rice), 751 nucleotides long. The record is from RefSeq and is a predicted model, not a curated record. Lineage: Eukaryota; Viridiplantae; Streptophyta; Magnoliopsida; Poales; Poaceae.
UAGUCAUCACAAGUGAGUGGAAUGUAUUUAUGUAAUGUAAAUUAGGAUUAUUCAUUCAUGCUUUGAAGCUAUAAAUAUAGCCAUUGUGAUGUUAAACAUUCAGACCAUACCUCCUUCAGAGCAUCUGCUAAGCAAAAUCAUGAGCGCCAGGAAGGCAAAUCUUUUUGCAUUAGCGGUCAUGGCAUUCUUCUUCGUAGGAAUUGUAAUUGCUGAUGUGACACAAGGAAAUUCAGAAGAUCUUUUCCUUGGUAGAACUGAUGGUCAUAAUCAUGCAGCUUAUGGUGCUAAUACUCACUCAAACAGUGGAGUUAUGAACAAAGGAGAGAAUUCAGGUGCAGAUUCUAAUGAAAGAAAGCUCAUGGUCAGUACUACUGAUGGACAGACAGAUGGCACUAUGUCACCACGUCAUCGAUCCCCAGAUUGGUACUGUCAGUAUAUUGGGAAAACAGAACACUGUCCUUAGAAUGUUUCUAGCCUGCCCAGUCCUAGAAUAAAUGUGGCCUUCUUUACCUAUAUUAUGAUACUAGCUAAUAAUACUUAAACAAAUAAAUGUCUAGGACAGAUGGAGUUGGAUCAUAUUAUGGGAAUAUAAAGACAUGAGCAUUAUGGGUGUAUCCAAUAUGCACCCUAGACUACUGUAAGGCAUGUAUCAUGCCUAUGUAAAUCAAGGAGACUUCCUUGUAGUUUAUUGCAUAUGGAAAAAUAAUACAACCACACUGGACAACUGAGUUUGGCUGGUUUGUGUAAUGUA